This is a messenger RNA of Linum tenue, 2443 nucleotides long. Lineage: Eukaryota; Viridiplantae; Streptophyta; Magnoliopsida; Malpighiales; Linaceae. The record is from the annotation of a GenBank genome assembly.
UUGCAAUGCAUACUUGGAUUCGAUGUAGUUUGUAGACUACAUUGCCCAAGUAUGGCAGCAAACAGCAAGUAAUCAUCAUCAUCAUUGAUUCAUUGCUUCUCUUCCUCCCUCCACCAAUCCUCGAACCAUGGUGGCGAGCACAGCGGCAGCACGAUGACUCGCACCUUAGCCUUCUCGCCGCCAGGUCAACGAAGGAUCAGUGCUCCAUUGCCACACAGAUUCCGACUUGAAAGCAAGUAACACAGACAAACCUUGGCCAUGAAAAUUGCUGCUAAUCCUAACCAGGCAGACGAGAUAUCAACCUUCAAUGUCUGGGAAAAUGGAAGCAACCUUGCCAACACACAUACAGCUUAGACAACGAAAAGUGGAAAGGGCGGGGAAAAAGAAAACCCAUCAAACGGAGCAGCUCCGGCAACGAAUCAGGCCGUUCUCGUUGCAAUCCAGGCACCGCCGCAGCCUCUCUUCAUCUUCAUCGAACACCUUCCUGCUGCCAUUGCAGUGAAAAAUCUGUCAAAAGUUCAAAGUUCAGUGAUUAAUUAGUCAGUCACACAAAGUUAGUUGUCAUUUACAUAAUAGCGAUAAGCCCAGACGGACAACAAGGCCCCGCGGCCCGGAGAGGCGCACUGCCUGCUGCAGCUAUCUCAGUCUCAGUAGCAUAGACGGCGGCAGAAGCUUAGAGAGACGACGACGGCGAAUGUCAACUGGCGAGAACAUGUCGGAGGUAGGAGGAGCAGCAGCGGCGGAGGACGAGGAGCGCCGCCGUCAAAGGACGCUGGAAGAGGCUCUCGAGGUCCAGUCUCUCCGCCGCAUCAUCAGCGCUUACCUCAACUAUCCUGAAGCAGCAGAAGAAGAUGUCAGAAGAUAUGAAAGAUCUUUUAGAAAGCUCUCACCUGCACACAAGGCUUUACUACCUCACUACCCCAUGAAGUUUCAGCAACUAAGAAGGUGUAUCGCUACAAAUUCUUAUUUCAUAUUCAACAUGCUUCAGGCUUUUGAGCCCCCUCUAGAUAUGAGCCAAGACCUGGAUUGCUGUGAUGACUUGCAUCAUGAGCAUGCAUCAGGACAUCAUUGUUUAUCAGAACAGAGGAAUUCUUGCUGUUCACCUGCUCCAUCUAGUGGAGCUAAUUGUUGUUCCAGACCUGAAGAGGCAUGUCAGGGAGAAGGAAGCCAUAUGCGUAUGAUGUCAACUGGAGAGCCUAUCAGUGAGGAAACCACAACUGGAGGUUCCCAUGACCGUCCUGUGGAUACUAGUCGGAAUGAGGAAAAUGACAGAGCAACUCUACAACAUGAUGCCCCGGAAUGCAAUGGCGAUGUCAGCGCUCCCAAUGAUUGGUUGGAUCCAUCAAUUCAGUUGCAUGUUCCCCUAGUCGAUGUUGAUAAGGUCCGUUGUAUAGUAAGGAAUAUAGUUAGGGAUUGGGCAGCAGAGGGACAAAAAGAGCGUGAUGAAUGUUACAAACCUAUUCUUGAAGAACUAGAUUCUCAAUUUCCCAAUCGCAGCAAGGAGAGGGCUCCUGCUUGUUUAGUUCCUGGUGCGGGACUUGGGCGACUAGCAUUGGAGAUUUCACGCUUGGGUUUUAUGAGUCAAGGAAAUGAAUUUUCAUACUACAUGAUGAUAUGCUCGAGUUUCAUUCUUAAUCAUGCUGAAACUGUUGGGGACUGGACAAUAUAUCCUUGGAUCCAUAGUAAUUGUAAUUCCCUUUCAGAUAGCGAUCAACUUCGUCCUGUGCCAAUACCAGAUAUUCAUCCUGCUAGUGCAGGGAUUACUGAAGGAUUUUCUAUGUGUGGUGGUGACUUUGUUGAAGUCUAUAGUGAUGCAAGUCAAGAAGGAUAUUGGGAUGCAGUGGUGACAUGUUUCUUCAUUGAUACCGCACACAAUAUUGUAGAGUACAUCGAAACCAUAUCGAAGAUUUUAAAAGAUGGAGGAGUGUGGAUAAACUUGGGUCCACUGCUGUACCAUUUUGCAGAUAUGUACGGGCAAGAAGAUGAGAUGUCUAUAGAACUGAGCCUGGAGGAUGUGAAGAGAGUUGCUACACAGUACGGGUUUGAGUUUGAGAAGGAGAAGACAAUUGAGACUACAUACACGACGAAUCCUCGAUCCAUGAUGCAAAACCAUUACUCUGCUGCAUUCUGGACUGCAAGAAAGCGUUCGAAAGCAACUACAGACGAGAGGGUGUCAAAUCUUUCACGAGCUGACGAUUUGGUGGAGGUUCUGAAGAACUUGUAAGCUAAUCUGAGUGUCAAUUUGAUUUAGAAAUGAAUUUUUGGAUGGUUGUUUGAUUGAGAUCUAAUACUAUAUAUUAUUGAAGGAUUAAGUAAUAAAAAACGACUCGUAGUGUGCUUAACCAGUUGCUGGCUUGCCGGCUGCCGCUAUCAUUACGUCAUCAAGGAGAUAAUUAGUGACGAGGGACAAUAUUCAUCAUUGGAGCUAAUGCUGAUCACAUUG